CCACAGCCAUCGGCAUUAACUGGCAAAGGUCAAUUUUGUUGAGUUAUCGUUGGCUGGCUGUACGACAAUUUUAGUUAUACAAGGAUGUGUCCUGCUUCUAGCGUCAUAUGCAUGCAGUGAAACUGGUCUGCUCAGCCCACAGCAAACGGGAAGUGCAACCACAAGGCCAUUGUUUUGAAAGUGGUUCGAACGGUGACAGGAAAUGGCAAGCAAUACACUGCUGUUGUUUCUUCUACUCUGUGUGCAUGAGGGAACAAUGGCAAAUCAAGCUUCCAUUCAGGAGGAUGCCCCCUGCUACAGGAUCGAGCCUGUGACACUGGUAUGUGUGGUUAUCAGUGACAUUGUCCUGACCGUGGCUAUUGUCCUUAUCACCUACUUCUGUGCAAGCCGCCGCAGACGACAGACAUACAAUGCUGAAAAGGUCUACAUGAAUGUGAGGGCAAACUGCAAGAAGUAAGACAAUGAGGCACACAAGAACAGUCCACGGCACAUUGUUCACCAUUGCCUUUGCACAAUACACACCUAUAACUGAUUUCACACACCAUUGCCUUUGUACAAUACACAUCUAUAACUGAUUCCACACACCAUUGCCUUUGCGCAAUACACAUCUAUAACUGAUUUCACACACAUCCACACAUGGAUGCUUUGCACUGGGUAUGCAUCACGAAGGACAUGGAUUCCUCUCUUCAGUUCAGACCUUCAAACUGUUAUCAGUAUCUGCAGCUCAGAGAACGUAUGCCAGCUGACCUGAGGCCGCGAAUACUCAAAAUCAUAUCAGUAUCUGUAUUUUCAUGGUGUGUUAUCGCUUGGAAGGGGAUACUUGAGACAGCUGAGAGAUAUGUUGUGGAUAUGCUGAAGCAUCUUUACGAGUAUUAGCGUUUUCUAAGGUUACAUGGGAACAGACUACCAGGAUCACACGAAAUUGAAAUACAUGAAAUAUAAAGAUGUAGCGAUCAAUGGUGGGUUUUUUUUUACCGUUAUUUAGCUUGACCUCCCAACGUUUGACUAGGAGGCAUACUUAGGGGGUUUGGGUGGUUAGCUUUUAGUUCAAAGGUCAGUGAUUGACGAUCAAUGGUGACACACAUCAUGGACUUGGUCUUCCUUGCAUAUUCUGGAUGAAACAUUCUGAUUUUGCAUGAAGAUUACCUCAUAUCUCCUUUCAUCAAGCAUGAUAUUUUCAAUAAUGUGUACUAUAUUUAAUUUUAUAAAUACUUACAAAUGUCUUUGUAUACUUUCUGUAACAUUGCUGGCCAUUGGCGCCAUCUGCUGGCCUUGGCCUUGGCAGUUGUUCAAUCUGUCACUCAAUAUAUUAAGGAUAAUGUAUGCUUUGUGCCCAUCAACGAAUACAAUUGCAACAAAUGUAUUAAAGUACUAAAAAGAUUA
Messenger RNA from Clupea harengus (Atlantic herring), 1383 nucleotides. RefSeq names its product hematopoietic cell signal transducer (gene hcst). Gene Ontology annotation, cellular component: membrane. The record is from RefSeq and is a predicted model, not a curated record. Lineage: Eukaryota; Metazoa; Chordata; Actinopteri; Clupeiformes; Clupeidae. Gene Ontology annotation, biological process: regulation of immune response; positive regulation of phosphatidylinositol 3-kinase/protein kinase B signal transduction. Gene Ontology annotation, molecular function: signaling receptor binding; phosphatidylinositol 3-kinase binding.